Molecule: messenger RNA, 1134 nt
Organism: Cyphomyrmex costatus
Lineage: Eukaryota; Metazoa; Arthropoda; Insecta; Hymenoptera; Formicidae
Product: neuropeptide Y receptor
Exons: 4
Coding region: 1-1134 (377 amino acids)
Biological process (GO): G protein-coupled receptor signaling pathway
Cellular component (GO): membrane
Molecular function (GO): G protein-coupled receptor activity
Source: RefSeq, a predicted model, not a curated record
AUGAAUACUACGGAGAUCUACAACAGUGCGAUAAGCACCACGGCUAUAUACUCUGAAUUUGAAAGAUACAGCAAGGCGAUGAAUGGCAAUAUGAGUAGCGACGGUGAUCUUGACGUUUCGCCAGUGACUCUAUCAUCGGCCUGGUCCAGAGUGGCCCGACUUUUGCUGCUGGCUUCCCUCGCCGUAGGCGGGAGCGUAGGUAAUGUCUUCAUGAUAUCCGCCGUCGUAGUGGAGGAUCAGCUGAACAAGCGAGGAAACGCAUUCCUCGUGAACGUGGCGCUGGCGGAUUUGCUGGUGACUGGUCUGGUAAUACCGGUCUCGGUGAUCGUAAUCCUGGCGGGUUACGCGGAGUCCCUGGGUGCUUGCCGAUUCGAGUGGACCCUCGAGGCUCUUUGCUUCCUGGUGACCGUACUAACGUUGGCCACAAUCGCCGCCGAAAAUUACGCACGUCUGUGUCUGCCCGCUGAAAGUAGAUACGCCAGUCUGACGGCAAGUCGUGUAACAGCCACGAUUAUCAUCGUUUGGCUAAUCGCCGUGACUGUGGUGGCUUUGCAAUCGUCCUUGGACAUAGGUCCUGACUUCUGCCGUCGCAGGCUCAGCGGUAUUGCGAUGGAACAAGCAGUGGGGGCAAGUAUAUUGGUUGGGCUGCCAGCUUUGACGACGAUCUUCCUCUACGUGAAGCUGGUGAUACGUGUGCGACGGGCCACGCGAGGCUCGUACAAGCCGCCAGCCGCUUUCUCCUGGGACUACGAGCUCACGAAGACGAAUAUGUGUAGCUGCGUGAUGUUCGUCGUGUUCUGGUUGCCGUUUGGCCUGGCGGUCUGCGUGAACACCUUCAUUCCGGUGAGCACGCGUGUGCUGUACAACCUGGCCUGGUUCGCUCUGUCCAAGUCCUGCUUCAACAAUCUGCUCUACUGCGUGGCGGACCGCCACUUUCGUAGCGCUUACGUCAAACUUUUUCACUACUGCUGCUGCAAGACCACGGUAAGCUUCUCGAGGAGGCCGCGCGGUGGUGAGGGUAGAAAUUCUAGCGACGUGCGCCUCCGAGUACACAUUAUUCACUCGUACGCGAGUCCGUCAUCCUGUCGUCCGACUGUGGCCAGACCGAACGGACGUGACGUCUACGAGCUUUAG